AAAGACUUCACCAGGCUGUGCAAUUUCCGCUCCCAUUUCCGCAUCCAUCAAGUCACCCGCCCCUUCAACUGCCACGUCUGCGACCAGCAGUUCCUGCGCAAGCAUGACCUGAAUCGCCACGAACGCAUUCAUGCUGGGGUAAAACCGUUCCGAUGUGGUCGCUGCGGUAAAGGGUUCGUGAGAAAAGAUGCUCUGAGAAGGCACGAGAACAUGGUGCCCGACAUUCAAAAGUUCCGAUGCGUUGUGGAGAACCGGUAA
Messenger RNA from Fimicolochytrium jonesii, 258 nucleotides. RefSeq lists its product as uncharacterized. Gene Ontology annotation, biological process: regulation of transcription by RNA polymerase II. Lineage: Eukaryota; Fungi; Chytridiomycota; Chytridiomycetes; Spizellomycetales; Powellomycetaceae. The annotation marks the transcript as partial. Gene Ontology annotation, molecular function: DNA-binding transcription factor activity; RNA polymerase II cis-regulatory region sequence-specific DNA binding. The transcript has a single exon. The record is from RefSeq and is a predicted model, not a curated record.